This is a messenger RNA of Symbiodinium necroappetens, 1608 nucleotides long. The record is from the annotation of a GenBank genome assembly. Lineage: Eukaryota; Dinophyceae; Suessiales; Symbiodiniaceae.
AUGGCUGAGAGUUGUGACGUGUUGGCGCGGCGGCAGCAGCCUUUGCAGGUUGAAAGCCCAAAGAUCGGCCAGCUUUUGACGGAGUACGGGAAGUUUCGAGUGGAGGAGCUCAAGAAGGGCAAGGAGAUCCCACCCGAAAUGGUCCGCCGGAUGAAGCUUUUGGAGUUUCGCAUCGUGAAGCAGAGCCGGAUCUUGAAAGACGUCUUGGAUGAGAUUCUUCGUGCCUGCGAAAGAGCAGAGACCGUACCAGAGGCUGAGCUCCGCGAGAAGCUUCAAGAUGUAGAGGAAUACUACACGGAUUUGGCGGAGUCCAAUCAGGAGCGUAAGGACAAUGUGAGCUGCAUCCUCGGUGCCGAGCAAGAGCACUUUCAAAAGUUCCGGAAGCUCUAUGAUGAUGUGGAUUGGGAGCGCAAAACUUCCGGUGUGUUGUCUGGCUGUGGUGCUGCUGCAGGCUUGGCUGUAGGACUUGCAGCCAUGUGUCCUGUGACACUUGUUGGCGUAGCUCUCUUUACAGCUAUCAGUGGAGUGGCAACCGCGGAGCAUCGCUCUAACGCCAUGCGGCUUCAAGAGUCCUUGGUUAAAGACAUGGAAGCCAAAAACGUCCCGAUGCAGCCGCUCGACGGUGAUGUUCUCCGGGGAGGCAUUUUUUUGUAUUUGGAGACCUUGGCAAAGAAUUUGGAUGACAGCAUUGCGAGGCUGGAAAUCGAUGCUGGCAAGGUCUCCGGCCGAUCUGCUAGGGUCAAGCGCCGUGUGGACAUGAUGUUGGAAGAGAUCCAGGGCAUUCAAGUGGCUGCAUGCCAGAACUUUGUGGGCUUGGCCAGUGAUCCGACCCUCGCUGCAGCUUUCGGCAUUACAGAGACAAGACGGCUCCAAGAGGUGCAGAAUGAGCUGCGGAAUGCUGCAGGACUGGAGUGCCUUAUGACCAGGCUUCAGGAGAUGCCAGAUAGCUUGUUGAAAAUGGACGUGCAGAAUGCGAUCUACCGGUACUUUGCGGACAGUGCACGUUUCUUCAAAAAGAUCCAGCACAGCAUCCGCAGUGGAGAAGCCGAGCUGUCAGUGGUUUGUGAUGGUGAAGAGCCACGUGCUGACGACAUGCAGAAAGCUUUUGAGGAGUUUCUCGAGGCAGUGGAAGCUUUCAGCUCUUGGACAGAGGCUAACAGAGCUGCAGUUGGAGAUGAUCUCAAGGACAGGUUUGACAAGGAAGCUCGUGAUGAAAUGAAAGCGGCAGCCGGUGGGGCAGCUGUCGCCGCCGGGACUGGUGCCGUGGCUACUGCCUUCUCAGGCCUUCCUGCUAUUCCUGUUGCCCUUGCUUCCUUGGGCGCCUUCGUGGUUGGCGGUGGCGUGCUGGCACAACAGCAAGGCAGCUGCGCAGGGUUGCGCAAAGCGCCCCGCGAUGUGGUGAUGUCAUCUUGGUAUGACGCUGGACAGGCGGAAGGGGACAUCCUUGUAUUCCUAUCGUCUUGGCCUGCGGAGUUCCACACGUUGUCAUUUCCGUUGGCUUUGCAGAGAACCAGAGACCUCAGAGAUGAGUUGGAUCGCUUUCUGCAGCUCCUGCAGAUGAAGGGCUUGAUCUUUGACCCGUGCAGCAGGUCAUCCAGGUUCCAGUGA